This is a messenger RNA of Megalopta genalis, 2499 nucleotides long. RefSeq names its product carbohydrate sulfotransferase 11. Gene Ontology annotation, cellular component: membrane. NCBI's taxonomy places the organism in Eukaryota, Metazoa, Arthropoda, Insecta, Hymenoptera, Halictidae. The record is from RefSeq and is a predicted model, not a curated record. Gene Ontology annotation, molecular function: sulfotransferase activity. Gene Ontology annotation, biological process: carbohydrate biosynthetic process.
CGAGCUCCGGCGCGGCGAGUCGUCUUGAAUUUUGUCGGCGGAGCGUCGGCGAGCUGUGCUCAGGAGCGGGAACAGGUGGAAAAGGAAGAUCGAGCGUGUCCCUGGUGAAGAAACGAAGAUGCAAUGUCCGGUGGCGCGCGCAGCUUCUUUCACUUCUACAAACUGGCACCACGUUCCAUUCUUAUGUCAGAAGGUCUCCGAUACAAGGCAAUAGCCGGACUGGCCAUCAUCGGUUCGGCCGUGGUUCAGCCGUGAUCCAACGUGCGCGUUGUGCCAAUUUUUUCGGCUGAUCCAGGGAUUUUCGGUGACCGGCGGGGAUAUCCCCUUCGUCGUUUCCAUUUCCCGGUCCUCGGAGAACCCGAGAGAAUUCGGAGGACGAAUCUUGGUGCGUCUCCAGGAGAGAAGGGGCCAUCGUUUCGGAGGAUCAUCGAACUCGACUUGCUCGACGAUGCCACGUAGAUUUUGACAGUCCGCGGUCCACCGUUACUGCCCGCAACAGGAACCGUUCGUAAACAGCUGUCUACCAUCAAGAAAAUAAUUCAAUGUCCCGGGAGGGCAGGAAGGACGAUGACGGGAUGCUGUGUUCGGGAGACAGUGCUGCUUAUCCUCAGCGUGUCGGUCUCUAUUGCGACCGGGAACGCAGCCGGAGAGCGUACCUUGACGAACGAUGAUAGGAGACGCCUCUUCGAGGCGGAGAAUUUCGUCUAUUCCUGGACAGGACCGAAUGCUCUGGCGAGAUCUGCCCUGGUAGAACGGCAGGAGAGAUUGCAAUACAACUGCGAGGAGAUCCUCAACGAUUUGGGCACGGUCGACGAAGUCUCGGAACCGGAAUCCUUCAGGAAUAUAUUGGUGGACGAGCAGCACGAUCUUCUUUACUGCUACGUUCCUAAGGUUGCCUGCACGAACUGGAAACGGGUUUUGAUGGUUGCCACCGGGAAAUGGCCAGGUAACGAUCCCCUGGAGAUACCUGCCGAUCAAGCACACUCGCAGGGCACUUUCCAAAGGCUGAGCAACUACACGCUGCCCGAGAUCGAACGAAUGCUAGCAACUUACGACAAGCUGAUAGUGGUACGGCAUCCGUUGGAAAGGCUUCUGUCCGCCUACAGGAACAAAUUGGAGGCGAAACACGAGAAGAGCUCGAUGUACUUUCAGUCUCGCUUCGGGAAGAAGAUCGUCAAGAGAUACAGGCAAAACGCUACCGAGCAGUCGCUGAAGAACGGCGACGACGUCACAUUCCCGGAGUUCGUCGAGUUCGUCACGGACGAUUCGUCGAACGAGACCCGAAACGAGCAUUGGAACCCGAUUUACGAACUGUGCCAGCCGUGCUUAGUUAAUUACAACCUCGUCAGCAAGUACGAGAGUUUGGUGGAGGAUGCCACCGAGGUUCUGGAACGAAUGGGCGUCGAGUCAGUCAAUUUCCCGGCGAAACCGGUGAACAGCGAGCCAACGUCGAAGAAACUCGAGAAAUAUUACUCGACGCUGACGUACAAACAGCUCCGAAAGCUGGCGGACAUGUACAAACUAGACUUAAAGCUGUUCGACUAUUCGUUGGAGGAGGUGCUCGGAUUUUCGCUGGCAUGACUCCGUUUUCCGUUUAACGAUUGAAUACGCUUCGAGCAACUAAUUAAUGCGAUGGUAAUUCUGCGGAAUCGCGGAGUGCGAGGAAAUAGGUUGUAAGUGUUUACGUGGCGGCGGCAUCUGUUUGUUACGCAAACCCAGUUGAAGAUAAGCGGCCGCGUCCCCGCCUUUUAUUGAAACGGGUCUCUCAUAUCGUACUUGCAGAUAUUAAUUGUCUGUCUCUGAGUCAUUAGAAAACCGUAGGAUAAGGAAAACGCGAGCCCGGCUGUUGGUCGUGCGGUCACAUCUCGUCUCAUGAUCUUGUUUCCCUUCGUCGUUUCCCGGCGUACGCUGCACAUAUUUAAAUUUCGUUCUGCACACUGCGAUUCGAGUUUCGGGGCGAAAAAGGGCUGUUAAUCUUUUCAUGAUCUUAUCUAGAGUAAACGAUGCAUACAAGUAGCUGUACAACGUCGCGCUAGUCUAAUUAAGUAAGUUAAACUGAAACGAAUCGAAGCGAUCGGUGGUGAUCGGUGCUUAGGAAUAGUUAGAAAACGGAACGGUCCUUCCGUUCAACCCCGUAAAAGUGGGUGGGUACAUUUCCAUUUCGUUGAUCGAGAUACAUACUUCUACAGACUCCGCAAGAACUCCGGCUGUUCAAUAUUCAUGCGCACCGAUACAUAUUUAUAAUUUAUGCGACGGACGCCUCGUCGGAUAACUAUGUUAAUCGCGUCGCUGGCCAUAUUCGCGCAACGCGCUGCGCUUACGAACACGUACAAACCUUUGUAAACGUAUUCUCCUAAUAAUCCUUGAUCUGUCUCUCUGCAACGUGCAUCUGUGCGGCUCAAUCGUGUUACCACGUCACUUGUGCCGAGGAUCUCCAUUUCCCGUCGCGUGUAAUCCUGUUUCUGAUCGAAUAAAAAAAAAGACACGUAUUUUGUAUGA